UACACCGUUGCCAAGGAGCCAAGUCUGGACAGGAUGAGCAGCAAGGUGAACUUCGUCUUCGACAGCAAUCCCCUGGGUGUCUACCAAGCCGGCCAGCUAAUCUCCGGCACGGCGGAGCUGGUCACGGAGCGUCCGAAGACGAUUCGCUCAAUCUUUAUAACCAUCAAUGGAUACGGCGAGACGCGCUGGCAGGAGAGCGAGGAGCGAGUGGGCGAGGAUGGCAAGGCGACCAAGUCGCUGGUGACCCACACCACCACCGAGGUCUACUACAGCACUGAUCAGCCCGCUUACGGACAGGCCGGCGGCUCCCAGCUGGAGUUGCCCACCGGCAAGUACGUCUUCCCCUUCCGGACGACCAUUCCGCCCAACGCACCCACCUCCUUCAAUGGCGCCCAUGGCCAGAUCAAGCACGAGGUCACCCUAACCAUUGAUCGCGCGGUUCGCUACAACAACACCUUUAAGCAGUGCUUCACCGUCAUCCUGCCACUUGAUCUUAAUAGGCAGCUGGAGUACAAGGAACCCUUGCAACGCUUGGAGUCGAAGAGCUUCUGGUGGGGCUCAAUUUUCGGUGCCCACAAGCCGAUGAUCAUGGACGUGAGCACCUCCUACUCUGCCUACGUGCCCGGCCAGAAGAUCCAUUUCCACCUGGUGCUGGACAACCAGUCGGAUGUGCAGUGCAUGGACGUGAAGGUGCGUCUGCUCAAGAACGUCUCGUAUCGAGCCAACUCAUCGGGGACAAAGGAGCAGCUGAAGGUCACCGAAUCUCGGGUGGCGGACAAGCACUGUGGCGAGGUGCUGAAGCACAACAAGGCGCAGUUCGAUGAGUUCCUCAUGGUGCCGCCAACUACGCCAUCCACACAAAGCGAAAAGGAUCCCAUUCGAGUCAGCUACACACUGCGCUUCAUCGCCAAGACCUUCAAGCUUCACGGUGGCGGGGACUUGGUCAUGGACUUUCCACUAACCAUUGGCACAGUGCCGCUCCUGGGCAGUGCCGAUGACAAGGGACCCGGGGCGGAGAAGGCCCAGCCUAGUGGUGCCUCUCAUCCAGGCGCACCCAACUUCCAGGAGGACGUCAGUGAGGAGCAAUUCGAGGCCAACGCCUUUAAGCCAAGAUAUCCCGUCUACCCAUUUGAUGGAAAGCCCGGAACUAAUGGCUCCGACGGGGCAGCCAACUUUCCCAGUCUUUAUCCCAAGGCAGAGGAGUCGCAUCCUGCUACACCUGUGAAAUUCACACCCAAUCCUGUGUCGCCAGCCUCACAAAAAUCGCCACCAUAUCCGACCAAUGUACCCGCUGCUGCUCCGCCAGGCGGUAAUUUUGAGGUGCUUGGAUUCAGUAUACCACCUGACUAUAAGCCCACGCCCAGUGCUCCAGCCGCCUCUACCACUGGCGGCAUUGGGUGGAAGUAGGGACCAUAAUCCCACCAUUUUGUAUACUACUCUGUAAGCCAUUUCAAAAUACACAAGAAAGCCCGCGUAAGUGGCAACGCUGUGCUCGUGCCAGCAAUAGUAAUA
This is a messenger RNA of Drosophila teissieri, 1512 nucleotides long. RefSeq names its product arrestin domain-containing protein 1. Gene Ontology annotation, biological process: protein transport. The coding region runs from base 34 to 1407 and encodes 457 amino acids. The record is from RefSeq and is a predicted model, not a curated record. The transcript has 4 exons. Gene Ontology annotation, cellular component: cytoplasm. NCBI's taxonomy places the organism in Eukaryota, Metazoa, Arthropoda, Insecta, Diptera, Drosophilidae.